Molecule: messenger RNA, 927 nt
Organism: Lactuca virosa
Lineage: Eukaryota; Viridiplantae; Streptophyta; Magnoliopsida; Asterales; Asteraceae
Source: the annotation of a GenBank genome assembly
AUGGCUUCAACUUUUCUUUCAAAUUUCACAAUCUUAGCCUCGUUUCUCAUAAUCAUCUCAACCCUAAUCAACCCAUCCUCCGCCACCAUCCCCCGCCGACUCGCCGUCGUCCAAACGCCACCCACAGUCCUCACUUACCACAAAGGCUCCGUCCUCUACGGCAACAUCACCGUCAACCUCCUCUGGUACGGGAAAUUUUCACCCGCUCAGAAGUCGAUCAUUCUCGACUUUCUCAAAUCUCUCAACAACCACCUCCCGCCACCCCCUUCCGCCGCUUCAUGGUGGCAGACCACCCGUCGAUACAAAGGCGGGAAAAGGAGCAUACACGUCGGGAAACAAAUCGUUGAUGAAAAAUACUCCCUUGGGAAAUCGCUUAAAGAAUCCAAUCUCAUUUCUUUGGCUUCUAAAGCUAAAGGCUUUAACGUCAUCAGCCUGGUGCUCACGGCGGCCGACGUCGGAGUGGCGGGGUUCUGCAUGAACCGCUGCGGGACUCACGGGACUACUCGGGUGAACAAAGGACAUAAUUUCGCAUACGGGUGGGUGGGUAACUCGGCAACUCAGUGUCCGGGUCAAUGUGCUUGGCCUUUUGCUCAGCCGAUGUUUGGCCCAAAAAUGCCAUCGUUGGUGGCGCCCAACGGCGACGUUGGCGUCGACGGCAUGAUAAUCAACCUGGCGGCGGUUCUAGCGGGGACGGUGACGAAUCCAUUUGACGGCGGGUACUUCCAGGGUCCGGCUACUGCUCCAUUGGAGGCGGUUACUGCUUGUACUGGUAUAUUCGGGUCGGGUGCUUUUCCCGGGUACCCGGGAACAGUUUUAACGGAUAAAAAGACGAAAGCUAGCUACAAUGCGCAAGGCGUGAACAAGAGGAAGUAUUUGUUGCCGGCCAUGUGGGACCCUAAGACUUCCACGUGUAAAACACUCGUGUGA